AUGCUGCGACGACUAGUGCGUACUGCCAAGGAUGCCAAGGUGAAUGCGUGCGGAGUAGUUCGUCACUGUUCCUUCGCAAAGCCUGACAAAGCUCCUUCGAAGAUCUGGAAGUGUGCUGAAGCGUACAGCUCUUGCAUGCAUCGUGCAAAUAUCAAGGAAUUUGUUUUGGACUUCAGAGAUGAAGGCGGUCUUCGCCAUCGAUGUUUGCAGUGGGGAAGUUCAGCUUCGCAGGGUCCUUUAUUUUUUUGCCUUCAUGCUGCGAGCCUUUGCGGUGGUGUGUGGGCACCUGUAGCAAGCCGCUUGGCCAGCCGCUUGGACUGCGUGGUGGUGGCUUGUGACCUGCGCGGCCAUGGUGAAUCAGAUGCGCCCAGUGGUUGCCCGCACUACUCCUGGCAUGCCUUCGGGGAGGAUUUUAUCCGACUGACGACCUCCGUUUCCAAGCUUUAUGGCCGUGGCCCGGCUGCCUGCAUCACCCAUUCGUUUGCAGGAGACACGGCGCUUAUUGGUUUGACAGCAAAACCGCGGACCGACAUGAAGCUGUUGAUGUUCGAUCCAGUUCUAGCAGAUGCUGAGGGUGCCAAAAUUGGAGCCGAACGAUUAGCGAAGGGCACCAGACGGCUUGGCGAGAAGGAAGAACAUGGCUUUGAUUCACAGCAAGCUGUGGGUGAGGGGCUGGAGCGAGUUCUUCGUGCUGCGCUGGCUCGCCCAUCCUUGCAUCCGGAGGCCAAGGACGCGUUUGCCGCAUUCGGCAGCUACAAUGACAGUGGUCGAUGGCGCCUGCUCUGUCGCCGUGAUAACGAGGCUGAGGUCUAUGCGAAUCGCAUUGCUCUUGCAGACUUCUUGUCUGGGAAGCAGGUGAAUGCCGAGGCGUCGAGAGUGCCCUCCAGCGUGACCGACAGCAAGCGGACCAGGUUGUGGCUCGAUGCCUGCCAGGCUCUUCUGUGCAUCCAGCUGAUGGCCUUGGACAUUUCCUUGUUCUGGAAGAUCCGGACUAUGUUGCCGAAACGGUUCACCGUAUCUUCUUGUCAUGCUGAGCUUGCAGCUUCAGCAAGUUGCGCGAAGAAAGAGGAUUGUUUGAUCCGCACAGCUCCACAGACGCUUUUCUUGCAAACUUGCUUCGCCUGGCUUUUGGCCCCGUUUGUUGUGCGGCAGCUUUGGUCCGGGGAGGCAGCGUUGCGGCGAACCUUGGCCACCUACGGAUCCACCAUAAGCGCCUGCGGCAGUGCACUCCAGUGGCAGGUGUCUCUGCAGCUCUUGGGGCAACUGCAGGCAGCCAAGUUGGAGCCCGGUCAGAUUGUGCUGAACCUCUGCAUCAAUUCAUGCCGCAAGGCUGGGCAGCUGCAUGUGGCCCUGGACAUUUUCAAAGAAAUGCUGAACAGGUCUGAGGAGCCAGACAUUCUGUGCUACACGUCGCUCAUCUCGGCAUGCAGUCCGGGGGCGCAGUGGCAGCUGGCCAUCUGCCUGCACGAGGAGAUGCGGUCGAAGGCUGGAGCAGAUGUAGUUUCCUUCAACGCGACGCUGGGCGUCUGUCGAGAAGCAAGCCGAUGGCAAGAAGCAAACAGGAUUUUCUCUGAGCUCUGUCAAGCAAAUCACUUGCCGACACUGCCCACAUUCAAGGCUGUGAUUGCAGCUUUCGCCUACGCCCAGUACUGGUCGGACGCAUUGCAGCACCUGCAAGAGCUGCGGAAGCUUGAGGGACCGUCCCUGAGUAGCGAUGUCAUUGUCCAGUAUGGGAUCGUGUCCAAGGCAUGUGCUGAGGCAGGUCGCAAGGACAUGGAGCAAAAGCUGUUGAAGGAGGCACAGAGGCUCUCUGUGAAUGUGCCGUCGUUUGCUUCCGAAUGGUUGAGUGUUCUGCACUGGGAAGCUGCGCUGGCGUAUUUCAUGCACGGACAGGCAGUUGGGGCGUGGGUGCCCAAUCAGACGUUGGGACCCACAGUUGCCAUCGCAGAUGUAUUGCUUGAUGCCGGGCGACAUGCUGACGCGUGGAACGUGCUUCUGUCUGCCCAGGAGGCUGGCGUGCUACGAUUGUGGCAGGACCCAUCAACGUUGGACUUGCACCAGCUUGGAACCUGUUCUCCUGCUGUGGCUGUCGCUGCCGUCAGUGCUCUGCUCCUUUCACAGGCUUCUCUGCAUCACUUCUGUGCUUGGAAGGGCUUGGCUAUCGUCACUGGACAGGGCAUUCACAGUCGGCAUGGAGUUCCCAUUCUCCUGCCAGCUGUCCUGCCCGGCCCUUAUGCGGCCCGCACGCCGGUAAGGGGUCAAAGGAUCAUGCUGGCAACCGUGGAGAACAACAUGCCAAGUGUAACGAGCGCAUUCCAUGAGAAGGCAAGCAGCAUAAACGGAAAGGAGAAAGCUGCUAAGCUAGAUGGGAAGGCAACGGGACCCCUUGAGCACAUCUUCACGAGUUUGCACAUGAGCCUCAAUGAGUUCGCGAGAUCUAGGUUUCGGUACUUCCGGCAGUUCAUCAGCCCUGCCAAGAUACUAAGCCAGUUGGCGAGGCGAAUUGAGAUGUCCGUGCUUAUGCCAGGCUCAACGGAGUUCGUCGUUGUGCCUUUCGCCGAGAACACGCGAGACCUGCGUUAUCUUGCAUUUCAUUUGCAUAUGGUGGAAAAGGGCAGUGGCCACAUGCGAGCGGAGGAACCCGGAGAGCCAUGCACUAUCAGACACUAUCACCAGCGUGACGUACAAACCGACCUUGAGUCGUGCCACUUGGAGAAGAUAUGCCUGACCUACGACGUGGCACUUGCGGCCGUAGUUCUUCCCACAGUAUGCCGGCACCAGUCCGACUGGAAAAUUGCUCUCACCAGUUCAGAGGUUGGAUACAUUAAUUUUGGAUGUCCCACGCCUUGUGCGGACAAAAUCUAUUUCGGCUGGGCACGGGAAUUCGAGUUCCGUUCGAAGUUCCCACUUUGCGCAGUUUUGUCUGGUCUUUUCUUCAUCUAUGCAGAGGGAUACCGUGGCUUCCAGCAGAAGUUUUCACCACUUGUGGUUCGGCGAGCCUUGCUUCUUGAUGGGCAGCAGCCUGUCAUUCGACAGGUGCUCGCGCCCGCAUACGCCAUGGCAUUCUUCCAUGCUCACAAGAAGCGCAAGGUAGUGUCGUGGGGCCUGAUAGUUGGGAUCAUGGUGAUCGUGGCGAUCGUCAAAAAGCUGCCUUACCCUUAUCGAGCAAUUUUGGAUGCCGGAGUCUGUGCUGGGUUGUCCUGGGGCAUGGGUGCCACAGUUUUCAUCUACGCCAAGUCAUUGACGACUGGAAAGGCACCGGAGAUCGAUCCGUGUUUGCCUCAAGAGCCAUAG
Symbiodinium natans is the source of this 3294-nucleotide messenger RNA. The record is from the annotation of a GenBank genome assembly. NCBI's taxonomy places the organism in Eukaryota, Dinophyceae, Suessiales, Symbiodiniaceae.